Salvelinus fontinalis (brook trout) is the source of this 9570-nucleotide messenger RNA. RefSeq names its product cysteine-rich secretory protein LCCL domain-containing 2-like. Gene Ontology annotation, cellular component: extracellular region. The record is from RefSeq and is a predicted model, not a curated record. The transcript has 13 exons. Bases 6227 to 7768 code for a protein of 513 amino acids. Lineage: Eukaryota; Metazoa; Chordata; Actinopteri; Salmoniformes; Salmonidae.
AGACAAUGUCACAAUAACAGCCUGCUCUCACAGACUAGACGUAAUAUAGUAAAUGUGAAUCCGGGACACUCAAAUUAGUAUGAUAUGUUAUGUUUGGUAUGGUAUGGUUACAUAAGACAGAUGGUUUACUUAAGGCAGAAAUGAAAAUUGGGUGGUUGGUCGGUGUGGAUAGGUGGGCGUGUAACGCGUACGUCUAGUAACCCAAAGGUUGCGAUUUUGAAUGUCAUCAUGGACAACCUUUGCAUUUUAGCUAAUUAGCAACUUUUCUACUACUUAUUACUAAGCAUGUUAGCUACCCGUAACCGUAACCCUUUUAGCUAACCUUAACCCUUUAACCAACCCUAGCCUUAACUCUUUAACCUAACUUCUAAACUUAACUCUAACGCCUAGCUAACGUUAGCCACCUAGCUAGAUUUCGUAACAUGUUUUGCAAAUGCGUAGCAUAUUGUACAUUUUGCAAAUUCGUAACAUCAUACGAAAUGAGUGAUGGACAUCCACAAAUUAAUAUGUACCAUACCUAACGUAACAUAUUAAUCUAAAUUGAUUGUCUCGGAUUCAAGUACAGAAUAAUACAAAGUCCUCUGAGACCAGGUGGACAAGCAAAAACAUGAAAUAAAGUAGAAACUGAGCCUCACAGUAUAUAUUACAUGUAUUGUAGCCAAUCUAGAAAUAAUCAACCAUGGUCUCAUUCCUCAUUUAGUUUUCACCUACAGUAUAUGAUGUGCAGUAUUUACAGUAUGCUGUAGCUGUUCUCCCCCUGACCAGGUCUGUGGUCAAGCUGGCUGCCUCUGUGUCCUGACUACAGUCUGGUUCAGGGAAGUGAGCCUGCUUCUGUUUGAUUUAUGCAAGCAGGCCCAUCAUUUCAGAUUUUUCCCCCUCUGUAUUUCUUGCUAUAAUUUGGCCUUUUGCAGGGAUGCGGGGUGCAGGUUUUGCUCUCAGACUUGAACAUGUAAUUAAGUGUGGCAUUUUUCUUGUUAAUAUCACAGCACAGCUAAAGGUCCUCUUUAUAGGCCUGUGGCCUGGGGGGGAAAUUACAGCCCUGGGCACCCAGUGAUGGACCACCUAUAUACUCAGAGAAGUGUCUCUUUUAGCCACACUGAGAAAAUUAUAGGUUGUAAGGGAGCUUGUUUUACCUCUUUCAUUUUUAAGGCAUGAGUGAAUGUUUAUAGCCAGAACACAUUUUUUUAAAGCCAGUAAUUUGUAAUGGGCAUGUUGCAGUGCAAAUCCUGGCAUGAAGGUACACUGAAAACAAGGGCUACUCUUAACAUGUCGGUAGGGGUUGUAAAGUGACGUUUCAACCUUCUAGGGGAUACUUUAACAUUACCUGUGACGAUUUGAAAACUAGCACCAUUGCCUGUGCCACAGAGGUUUGACGCAUCAGGGAGAGAAGUGAGGGAUGGCUGAAUCAGAAGUGCUUAGAACAUUGAGUGAACAUGAAGUUCAGAACUCUCACUCCCCCAUCAUUUAUGAAGCAUGUGGAUGGAGAGAUUCAGUGCAGGAGAGAAACCUGAUCUACCCCUAGACAAGAUGUGUGUGUGUGUGGUUACAUACAUCCAUAUCAACACCAUAGCCUCCCCAAACCUGUCCCCUAACCACCUCAGUCCUUAUUUUCAGAAUCAUUUUUCUUGGCUCUAGAAAACUGCAAUUUGAGAGAACCAUUUCCUGUCAGUAGUAACCAGCGAACUCAAAUCAGAGGGGGAAUCACAUAGUUUUAAAGUUUCCCUUACAACAACAUUUUUCUGUGGUUUAGCAUACACAAUUCAGUAGUUUGUGUUAGAAUGAUAAUGAGCAGUAACAGUUACUUCCGCCCCCUCCACUGUGUGUUUGCACAGGACUAUCCUGGCCCAGUCAAACAAACUGUAGACCUUGAGACUGGAAUCCUGGGCAUGCACUCCCUCUGGUGCUGUGAUGUGCCCUCCAGCUACGCAGACCUCACCCUAUUGCCCCCUUGGCUCCUCACUCCAAAGGCUGAGCCCCAAGAGACUUGCCACUUUGCCCUCUGUGAUACUCCCACCCGCUUGUUCACCGUCAAGUCCUAUAUGCUGCAGUUCUACAUUUCCCAGCCUAAACUAUCAUGUGUGUCUUAUUUUCUAUCUACUGUAUGUGGAGCAUCUUUCAUGUUCUAUUAGAACAACCCAUAUUAACCCAGUCUCAUUUGGUUCAGUCACACUGUCUGUACCCCAUUACCCCCCCAUUCACCCCUUCCCUCCCUCCCCCUCUGGCUACAUUUCUCCCUCACCAUCUCAGUGCUUCCCGUUCAGGGAUUCCACAUAGUGCCCCCCUUAGUCACUAGGGGAAACAAACCGUGGCGACCAGGAUUCGAAGGAUUUCCCCCCUCGCCAAAUAAACUCCAAAGCAGGGGUACGAGCGGAGCAGGAGGGUGUUCUGAAAUACUGCUUAGGUAAAUGUGAACCCCUCCCCCUGUGCUUCUCAGUGUAGCGUGGCACCUGGACAAAGGCCCCACUCAGUCAAGGUCAUGGUUGGCAUCCUGUUACUUGAGUUUUAGGAAACGCUGGAGAUCUCCUGGUCUAUGGUGGAUUGCAUGAUAAUGAAGAGCAGUGCUCAAACUGACACAGAUGGGAGGAUGUUUGAGUCACAUUUCUCAUUUGGCUUUGAACCCCCAGAUACAGUCUAGGAUGUGAAUAAUCCCCCCUCAAAUUAAAUCUGUAAGGCCUCAAUUCUAUCUGAAGUUUGAUUCUGAGAGAUCCUCUUCCUCUGUCAACCUCUCUUCCCACAGGUCUCGGGGAACAGUGCCCUCUGGUGGACAUAAAUCACACAACCAUCAAGCCUGUAGAGAUUGUUUGAACAGGUUUAGACUUUGCCUUCUUCAUGCCACCAUUCAUUGUGACACAGAGAGGGUUUGAGUGUAAAUGGCUGUUCUGCCUCUCAUAACAUGCGAACCUAUUCUCAGGACUAUAAAUUAUAUUAAUCCAAACAGUAUUUCCUGUAGCAUGUUGGUAUCUUUACCAAGCACUGAACCCAUGCCUGAGAGAAGGGUGGGUGGGGAGUGUAGAGAGAUUUUCUCAUCCUCUGUCCUAGCUGUCUGUUGACACACGAGUGGUAGUGCUUGGGUAGUGCUUGAGUGCUUGGGCACCUGGGCACAGUGUUUAAACUGCUGAGUUUCACUGAGGGUUUCUCGGGUGAUUUGAGUAAAAAAGAAGAGGCCUUCGGCCAGUUGCACACACUGUGGCCUCUUAAAGGCCGACAGAGAGGGGUUUCACACAGAAAAAGGUAAAUCACUGGAUUAAGUGUUCCCCGUCUCUCACUGCUGCUAACCAGUAAUGUUACUGUGGUUACCUUAAUGUUGUUUAUUUUGGCCUUAUCAGAGUGGUACAGCAAACAUUUGUAUGAUUGAGGAGUAAUGUAAAUACAGUAUAUGUGCUGGUUUCUUAGCAAGAGGGUGGUGGAGGAUGUAUAUAUUUUCAGCUUUGCAGCACUGGCACUGCAAGCCAAUCAUGGGAGGCUAGGGGGUCAAGGCUUCCCUCUGAAGGGUAGGAGAAGUAGGACAGGGUACCUUCUUUGGGAAAUUCUUUCAGGACAGGUGAAGGAAUUAUUUGUUGUUUUUAAAAACCAUCAAGAGGAAAUGAAAGCAGGUCCAUCUCCAGACAGAAUAUUAGUCCAUGGAGCUCCUACAUCAAACAUGGAAGACCUGAAACCCAUGACUUAUUUUAGACAAGCGUCCCAGAACUACUAUAACGACGGGAGAUUUGUUAAUAACUUAAUACUUACAUACAUGUACAUUGAGUAUACAAAACACUAAGAACACCCGCUCUUUCCAGGACAUAGAAUGACCAGGUGAAUCUAGGUGAAGGCUAUAAUCCAUAAUUGAUCUCACUUGUUAAAUCCACUUCAGUCAGUGUAGAUGAAGGGGAGGAGACAAGUUAAAGAAGCGUUUUUAAGCCUUGAGACAAUUGAGACGGAUUCUGUGCCAUUCAGAGGGUGAAUGAGCAAGACAAAAUAUUUAAGUGCCUUUGAAAGGAUUAUGGUAGGAUGUGCCAGGCGCAACGAUUGGUGUAAAGAACUCCCAACGCUGCUGGGUUAACGCUCAACAGUUUCUCGUGUGUAUCAAGAAUGGUCCACCACCCAAAGAACAUCCAGCCAACUGAACAGCUGUGGUAAGCAUUGGAGUCAACAUGGGACAGCAUCCCUGUGGAACGCUUUCUACACCUUGUAGAGUCCAUGCCCUGAUGAAUUAAGGCUGUUCUGAGGGCAAAAGGGGGUGCCACUCAACAUUAGGAAGGUAUUCUUAAUGUUUUGUCCACUCAGUGUAUGUGCAAGACUGACAAGCCCAGAAACGCAUAAAAGCCACUGCAACAGCUUUCUAAUGUCUCUCACUGGUUUAUUAUACCUGUGUGCAAUAAAAUGUGGAUUCUGGUAAAAGUCUUUUGAACAAUCGUUUCUCAGUCGGAUCAUUUACAAAUGGUAAUUUAUCAGUGUCUGUGUUUGAUCUGAUGAGACUUUUGCUUUGUCUUGGCUCUGGUGGAGGAUUGGAGAGAGACUUUGUUAAUGGAGCAGAAUUCUCAAGUCAUUUUCAAAUCCCUUUUGCGAAGAUUAAUUCCUUGUGAAAUUCACAACCUAAAUGUCUCAGAGCAAUAUCAACUUUAUGGAGGAAUUAUGGGUAGAACAUUUUUAGCUAUUAGGUCACUGUGCAGCUGGCUUUUCUUCUGCUAGGUAAAUAAUAGCGACAACAUGAUGAACCAUCUUCUCAGCCGCACAUGAAGUCUCUGCUUCUCUGUGUUACUGUGCCAACCCUAAUCCAUGUCUGGCGGGACCCCCCGUGCCAUGUGUCAUAAACUUGUGUUUCUUCUAUGUAACAUGUUUGUUAGUGCAUCUUUAAUGUGCUGCUGCUGAGUCAAAUGAAGGCCAGCUGACAUCUCUUUUUCAUCUCGCUCUGUGGUCCCAUGUGGCUGUGUGUUUAGAUGACAGUCAGAUCAUGAUGGAGUACUACCAUGCCUUUACAUCCACAGGUCUGGGUCAGUACAGAAGAUGUAGGCAUGUAUGCUAUACUUUACAUGUGGAGCAGGAUGUAGAGGUUGGUGUGCCAGUGAUGCAGUGUGUGAAUCACAGUAUGUGUAAAGUUCCACCUUGGAUUCCCACUCUGAUGGGAGUCUUGGUCUCCAUACCUGGGGGUAGAAAUGUGAAUUCCCCAUGGGUUAAGUCAUCCUCACAGAGACAAUGCUGAGCUGUACCAGAGGGAGGGAGAUAAAGAGACUGCUCUGACAAGCUGGGUACUUGGUACAGAUGUGAAUGAAGUGUUUGCACAUGUGUGCAAAGUGAAGAGAGACGAGUGUAGUAAGAGCACCACCUAUUCUUCAUUCCUGUUUGGUUCCAAAACAGAACCGUUGUAAAUCAAACUGCCCCUCCACUCUGCUAUGAACAGAGGACAUUCUGUCAUGGCAUUCCUUGAGUGGCAUCAAAGCAAGGCCUCAAAAUAAAAGGCCAACAAGUGAAUAGUUGUUCAACCAUAAACUGAUAUCAUACCAGCUAUCAUAUCAUAUGAAGGAUAUUAUAAUACACCUAUAAAGAUAAUUAUUACUAGUAAUACAGUUAUACACAAAUUACAUUAUCACUAUCAAAAUAAACAAAUUAUAAUAUCGUGUGUGGAAUUAUUAAUUAUAUUUGCAUGUAUCCGACUAUAAUGAUAUACAAUCAUGCAAUAAUCUUUGAUAGGCUAAUGGUAAUUAUCGAUAAAACUGUCUUGAAGAAACUGGCAAAGCUUUUGGAUUGGAAAAGAAACAGAAAAGUUAUACAAAACUCUAUUACGCAUUUCGAUUGCUCUGGUUCGUAGUGAAUUAUAUACUUUGUGUUUUCCUUUCGACAUCAAUCGUCAGAGCGCAGGAUACUUGCCAAGAACAUAGCCUUCUUGAGGAGGGAGCUGUGGGAGUGACUAAAGAAAGAAGCGUUAAGAUUUGUUUCCCUCCUCACUCGUUCAGCGGGGUCUCUAUAUAAAGCACUGCGAUGCCGUGGUAAAGUUAAUCAAAAGUCACAAAGUUACUCUGCCCUCUAGGACCGCAGCCAACGAGUACAGCUCCACUUCAGCACCAAUUUAGCAAACGGGAAAUACUCAACCGGUGCAGAAGCUUUUGGAUAAUUGCCGAUAAUUGCCAGUGAUUGAGCAUUGUCUCUGCUGCGCUCAGGACCAGAGCUCACACAAGGCUGCCCACUGUAGUCUGCCUACCCAGAGCCCUAGACACAGACGCCCAGAUACCCGUCCCAGAGACCGGAGAUGACUUCUGCCAUGCCCCGCUGGCUCUCAGUCCUCACCCUCGCCCUCAACCUCCUGGUCCUCUCUGCCAGGGAAGGAGCUGCCCUCUUCCUGCCCGACUCCAAUGAGCUGCGGCAGCUACUGAGCCGGUACCAGCAUGACCAGAACAGCACGGAUAACACAGCGGGCAGUAGGACCCGACGGGCCAUCCAGUGGACAGACCGCGGGGAGAUUCUACAACUGCACAACAAACUGAGGGGACAAGUCUAUCCCACCGCAUCCAACAUGGAGUACAUGGUCUGGGAUGAUGAGCUGGAGAGGUCAGCCACUCACUGGGCAGAGGCAUGCCAGUGGGAACAUGGACCUAAUGACCUGCUCAUGUCCAUCGGUCAGAACCUCGCUGUUCACUGGGGCAGGUACCGCUCCCCGGCCUACCACGUCCAGGCCUGGUAUGAUGAGGUGAAGGACUACACCUACCCCUACCAACAUGAGUGCAAUCCCUGGUGUCCCGACCGCUGCUCAGGGCCCAUGUGCACCCACUACACCCAGCUGGUCUGGGCCACCACUAGUCGUGUGGGGUGUGCAGUGCACGUGUGUCCCAGGAUGAACGUGUGGGGGGAGAUCUGGGAGAAUGCUGUUUACCUCGUCUGUAACUACUCCCCCAAGGGAAACUGGAUCGGAGAGGCCCCUUACCAACAUGGCCGCCCAUGCUCCCAGUGCCCUCCUAGCUACGGAGGAAGCUGCAGGGACAACCUCUGCUUCAAGGGAGACUCUCAGCGUUCUGAGACUGAGGACAUGAACGAGGUGGAGAAAGCUCAGAUUCCCAUGUCACCUCGCACCACCGCCAAGCCUGUCCCCAGACCCAAACCCAAGCCUGCUGCUCCCAACAAACCCUCCGCUCCCAAGGCUCCCACCAGCACUUUCCUGGCCCAAAACAUCAAGUGUGAGACCAAAAUGCGUGACAAGUGCAAGGGAGCAACCUGCAACAGAUUCACCUGCCCUGCUAACUGCCAGAACAAGAAAGGGAAAGUGUGGGGGACGCUCUUCUAUGAUGUGCAAUCAAGUAUCUGUCGUGCUGCUAUGCACUAUGGCAUCAUCAAUAACAAUGGUGGUCUGGUGGACACUACAAGGAAAGACAAGUUGCCAUUCUUCGUCAAGGCAACAAAGAACGGCAUUGAGUCAUUCAGUAAAUACAAAGCCGGCAAUGCAUUUGUGGUGUCCAAAGUGGAAAAACAAUCAGUGGACUGCUAUGCAACAGUGGCGGAGAUCUGCCCCUUCAAGAAGCCUUACUCCAACUGCCCAAGAGUGUUCUGUCCGGCCAACUGCAAGAACGAGCCAUCCUACUGGGCUCCGGUGGUUGGGAACAGCUUCUACACAGAGCGCUCCAGUAUCUGCCGAGCAGCCACCCAUGCCGGGGUGAUCCAAGCCGGUGGGGGCUACGUGGACGUCCUGGCCCUGGAUAAGAAGAAGAGUUACGUUGGCGUCCUGAAGAACGGCAUCCAGUCAGAGAGUAAGAGCAAUCCAGAGGGUGGCUCGUUCCGUGUUUUUGCUGUGAGGGAGUGAGUCUCCUCCACCUCAGGUCCUCCCACUCAUUGGUUCAGGGACUAACAGGGUCCCCCAUCUGCUCUCAAGGGGCAGGAAGUGCCCACAGGUUCGAUGCCAUGGCAACUCCUCCCAUCUGUCUCUGUCCCCCACUCUGGGAGGAAGCAGAACUUCCCGUUGGACCAACAGACACUUCUCCCUCUUAGCUAAUAAACAGUAGCUGACUGCUCAAUUCGGUGGCUAACAUCACAAAGAACUCUUCUGUCUUCUCCUACCCUUCUCACCUUUAAACUCCAGAUGUGGAUAUUUUUGUAAGAUACACAAGCAGUAAAUGCAAAAUGAUGUGUAACAUCAAAUAGAACAUAGAACAGCUGGUGCUGGAUCUCUGCGUCUUGACAUGUAGUUAGGUUUCAAAUCAAAUAUGUCAUAUUUGUUUAUAUUUUAUGUUCUUAAUACAAGUGAAUCAUUGGUCUCCAUGCACAGGAAUGUAUAUUGAUCACUGUAUUUAAUCAUUCUGUACAGAUUUAAUUAAUUAAUUUCUUCCUUCUUAAAUGGGUGUAUAUUGACAGUUUUAUAUGUGUUUAUAAUGUAUUUUGUAGCUUGUCUCCGCUUUCCUAACCCAUUUAUGCUUUCAUUGGGGUCUUUACCUUUGGCGGAUAGGCCAUGCUGCUUGAGUUAGGAGAGGAUCUGUGUUUGGCAUGCUGGACGAGCUCACAGUGGACAGACAAACAGGUAGACAGAGACAGACAGACUUAGGGGUUGCGUAGGAAGGGAAGGGGAAUGAGGAGGAGAGGAAGGCAUACCUCCAAGGAAAAGAAACCUUUCCUGAAUACAGCUUGUACGACUUCCAGUGUCAAUAAUGUUCAGACGAUCUGGUAAAGGUACAAAAACAUUGUAACAAUAUUCUGUACACUGUGAGCUCAGGAAGGCAAUGGGAGCCUGUGUGGGCAGGGCUUUCAAAAUGGUGGCAUAUCUGGCUUCAUCCAAGGACAUUCACAGAUGAACAAUGUUCUUGUUUGAAAAAUAAUUCUGUAUUUAUAAUAGCUCACUGCUUUAUUCCCCCUUUCCUCUCUUGAUGCCAUGUGUUUUGAUUGAGUAAGAGAAAUACUCUACGAUAGGUUGAAUUUGUCCCCACUUAAGACAGUUGAAUGUUGUAGGUUUUGUAGAAAGAGGGUCUUAUACAGUCCAGUGUAAAAAAGGUGUGCCAAGUGUUCCUAUCAGCAGGCUUAGCUUCAGUUAGGAUUCAUGACUAGGUAAUGAUUUGUAAAAUACACAGAGGAUGCAGAACAUGAAUCUGUUUAAACCACUCAUACCCAGGGAUGUAAUAAAUAGUUACUUAUCCAGAAGGAAGGCACACAGAGGCAGAGGCACGCUUCAGUUGGGGAAUAUCCUCUUAAAUGCUGAGACUUUGUCGUGAGAGGAGAGUAAAUCUAUGUAAAUUGAUGCUGGAGGUUUUGGGUCUCCUAAAGAAGGACAUUAGGUAUCCUCUAUCUAUCCCUAAGCUAGACUGGACAGCAGUGCAGCCAUUCUCUCUUUGUUUUAGUUUUCAUCUGUCUAUUUUUUUUUUAGGCUACCUCAGUCUUAUAGUACAUGGGCAAUCUUAAGGGAAAUGUUAAUGGUUUGUACAGCUUUGGAAAUGGAGUGUAAUACUUUGAUUAGUCUUUUCCGAACUGUUCUCUAUGCUGUAAAGCCUUCUUUCUAAAUAUAUGUGGUGUGUUAAUUUUGUUUGUUUGUCUAGUUUGUAUGGUGUUUAUAGGCAUUGGAUGGGGUUUUGUAUUUUUUUUGUACAAUUUGAAAAUAAUUAAAGUUUGAAAUAGUUAGAA